AUGGUAACAAUAGUAGUGAAAGAGAAUGCUCGAUGUACAGAGCGUAAGCAAUACGAAGUUGGAUCGGAAGAUGAGCGGUUACCAGAUUCAUUUACCGAUGGCACUAAAUAUGGCGGCAAUUCGGACCGCAGAGCGGUUGAAAUCAAGCAUUGGAAUGGUAGCCGAGUGGAAAUUUCACUACGACAUAUCGCAACGAGAGUUUUAGUUCGGCGACGUGGUGCUUACUUGUCAGUAGCAUUAAGGAUGCCGGAACGAAUCGUUGAGGUUUUAGCUUAA
Messenger RNA from Gongylonema pulchrum, 276 nucleotides. The record is from the annotation of a GenBank genome assembly. Lineage: Eukaryota; Metazoa; Nematoda; Chromadorea; Rhabditida; Gongylonematidae.